Chilo suppressalis (striped riceborer) is the source of this 3638-nucleotide messenger RNA. The record is from the annotation of a GenBank genome assembly. Lineage: Eukaryota; Metazoa; Arthropoda; Insecta; Lepidoptera; Crambidae.
GGGCAAUGUUCAUUCUGCUUUCCCUGAACAGGGAGAAAGAACGUUGAAAAUUUUUCUAAUACUGUCAAAUUUCUUUAGAUGACUUUGAGCCUAAAGUCCUUGAAUUGAGAUUCACAAUCUAUUGAGAAAAAUUGAGAGUUUGUUAUAACUUGAUAAACGUCAUUGUUAAACGAGUAAGUCAAAGGAAAGGCGGAAUUUAUGUAAAAUUUUGAAUAGGUAUUGUGGUAUGAAGAGAAGAUAAAAUAUUCAAGGAUUAUCAGUAAAAAGAAAUAAAAGCGUUCGUUGUUCAUAUUUGAGUAAAUUUUCAUAGAUAAAGUACUUUUAAGAGCAGAUAACCUAUAUAGUUACGUCGUUUUAUAGUAAACUAUGUUUUUGGUACCAGUUACGCUAUUGAAAAAAGGUGUCAACCUCCUAAAGAGUAACAGAAAGUAUUCAACAUUUCGGCGUGGGGUGAACUUUUUUUUUAAAAAGAAUUUAUUAGUUACCAAUAGUGUAACUUCUGGAGGCUUCAUGGCUAUUGGUGACCUUAUCCAACAAGAAUUCGAAUAUCAGUCUCAUGUUCAAUUAAAACGAUACGAUUGGGGCCGUUUGUCAAGAAUGUUCAUUGUUGGAACUUUGAUGGGACCAAUGCAUCAUUAUUAUUAUAUUUACUUAGAUAAAGUUCUCCCAAAAGUUGAUGUAAAAACUGCUAUAAAAAAAAUUAUGUGUGAUCAGUUAUUCGCAUCACCAGCUACUAUACUUUGCUUCUUCUAUGGAAUGGGAAUUUUAGAAUCAAAGUCCUUUAAACAGAGUACCUUAGAAAUAGUGGAUAAGUUCAAAUAUGUGUAUACAGCAGACUGUUUAUAUUGGCCACCAGUACAAUUUGUCAAUUUCUACUUCUUGCCUACAGAAUAUAGAGUUUUUUAUAUAAACUUUGCCACAAUGAUAUUCAAUAUAUUUUUAUCUUAUAUGAAACAUUAUGACCAACACUAAGACAAUAUUUAAAGCUUUGAUAUAUUUUCACUUAUUUAUUUAGGUACCUAUUUUUAGAUUCAUGGUUAUUGUAAUUGCAAAUGUAAAUAGUUUAAAAAUAUAUUGUAAAUAUUAGAAAAAGUGCUUUUAACUAUUUGUGUAUUUCUUUUGACUAUUAUGUUUUAAUAUGGAAUUUCAUUAACAAGAGAAUUUUAAAAAGGAGGCAUGUUAUCUUAUUUACAAUAAAUAUUAUAAUCAAUUAAAAAUUACUUGUACAUGUAUCAAGCGCAGAUCUCUGCACUGCACAAGGCUAGAAAAAUUGGUUUAAAAAAACUUAAAAAUCUAUAAAUGAGGUAAUAAAAAAUUUACUUUGAAUAGUUAUUUCAUAAUGUGGUUGUGAUAUUAAUGUACCUUUAACAGUAACUUGUAAUUUGUUUAUUAAAUAAAUGAUAGUCAUGUUCAUAAAUAGAUUUUAAUAUACUAAAUAUGUCCCAAAUAAAGUAUGUACCUAAUGGUAACAUAAUAUAAAAUAACUAUAUUCACAAACUAUUUUUGUUAAGGCUUCAUUUACUUCCGACUAGUGUCAUAUGAUGCCAGCCUCAUGGGAACUUUUAGCCCAAUAAAUUAAAUUUGUUUUUUUUUUAACUGUAUUACUUUGUAUUGCACAUAUAUAUUAUUAUUAUCUCUUCUAUAAUUUAUCGCUCAUUGGUUUGUCUGGAAGAAAUUGCUGAUCAGCUAUAAGAUCACCUAUUGAGCAAAUGGGGAAGAAAACGCAAAGUUAAUGACAGAUGGCAUCUGUCUGAGCCAUGUGGCCAACAGAACAAAAAAAAGGAAGAAGAAGCAUCAUGUUGCUUAUGAACUAUUAACAAUAUUCAGUUCUUUGUUAUGUGUAUCUUGUGAUUUUUCUUUUGAAAAAUGUAACACUGAACAUUAAAUGAAACAUGCAAUUUUGCUAUUUAAGAUCCCGAAGAAGAAGAAUCGCAUGUGAAGUUUAGUAAUUUAAAGGCAAUUAAAUACUUCAGUACUUAUGCAAAUAUUUUAUUUUCAAUCACAUUACACUGUUUAGCCCCAACACAUUGUCCAAUCAUCUUUUCUUGUUUGAAGUUUCACGACAAUGCGAUAUAGAGAUAAUGCUGGGCCUAAGGGUAGACCUAGACCUUGUACAAUGUCUGCUCUCCUAGCCAUGCUCAAAGCUUGCCCAUCAAAUUCCUGUUCUUUUAAUAUUGGGGCAACCUCAGGAUAAUUUUCCAUGAAGUAAUUAUGCACUUCAUCAGUAGUCCAAUUUGUAAUAUCUGGUAUAUUUGGGUCAAUAGGUACUUCCUCUUUCAACUUCGAAGGAGCCCUAUCUAGCUCAUGAGGUUUUAAAAAUGGAUCUAUGGAAAGAGAGUGUUGCUUCUCAAAAUCUAUGCUACUGGGAAUUAUAGCAGGUGAUCCUACAACUGUAGGACGUGAUUCCAAACAAUUGUUACAUUCCCACUGAUCCCAAGCUUUCAAACGCUCUGGUAUACGAGGGAUGUGACAAAGUGCAUGAUAUGAAUCUGAACAAAUACUGCACACUGUUAAAAUACCUGCAUCAUUUGUUUCACAACAAACAACACAAGUCUUACAGUGAGGACACUGCCAAGUGUUAUCUGGACGAGGCUUUAAAAUGCCAGAUCCUGACUGUAGGCAACUUAAAUGAGCCUUAUUGUUACAAUCUCGACACUCCACUAGUCUGUCAUUUGAACCCCUGGGUUUUUGGAUGAGACAAACUGAACAUACACCUCCUGAAGUCUCAUGUGGUAUUGGCUCUUCAUGUUCAAUUUCAUCACCACUUCCAUCAGGAGACAUCUGACCUUCUGAUAUGGGUGUACCUUCUUUGUCUAGUUUUUGGUUUCCACCAAGCAAUCUUUUUUUAAUUGUGCUCUUGUUCAGAGAACCAACAGGCCUUCCUCUUUUUCUCUUACUUGGUACAUUGUUAUCAGAAGGAUCAAAUACUUUCUUUGCCAUUUUACGUCUUUCACCAACUCUGACUGCAGCAUUUCGGGUGUUAUUAUUAGUAGGCCCAUGGCCUGUUGAUCCUCCACCCCUUUUUUUUGGUCUUCCUCUCAUUCGCUGAGGUGAUGAUCGACAUGAUGAAUUAGCAGAUGAUGUCAUCUUUGUGUUAGAGUCGACAUUGUAUUCAAAUUUAAAACUGUCUGAACUAUCCCCAUCAUGGUCAGCAGGGCCAAGAGCCAAAUUACCAUUUGGUAAUUUUACUAGACUACCAGAUACAAGUUCCUUAUGCACCAUAGUCUCCAGUUGCUUUUUAGUAAAUUUAGAAUCUUGAGAUACAGCAGCUUUAAUAAGAUCUUCAAAUGCUAUUCCAUUUUCUAAAUAACUUUGAUCUUGAUAAAUUAAUGUAGCAAUAGCUGAAGUUAUUAUCCUCCUUUCAUUAGUUGCAAUAGUUGAUGCCAUUUUGCUAUUCAGAUUAGUCUUUUUUCGCCACUUCGCAGCGUUCCUGUAGCUUACAUUAUCUUUGUAGUCAACUUUAAAUAUACUUUUUUCUUUGAGACAACGUUUAAGGUCUGCUUUUGUGUCCUUUGGAGAAACUUUAUAACGCUUUAGCAUAAACUUACAAAUUCGGUUAAUGUCUGGCCUCGACUUACGAGCACGUAAAUGAUCUAUCGCAGCCAAAAUUUGGUAUUUAUGCUUUAUUUCUGACAUGU